AUGACUGAUCGUGAAGCACAAUUACCUAAGCAGCACCCGCUCCGUCCAAGGCUAUCCUCAAACUCCCUCGCUGAAAUCGCCCGCCGUCAAUCGAUCCGUCCGACGAACUUUUUAACGCCAAACGACCGUCGACACGCCGACAUCAAGAUGGUCAACCUCACCACCCAGAAGCGCCUUGCGGCGUCCGUGAUCGGCUGCGGUAAGCGCAAGGUCUGGCUCGAUCCUAAUGAGAUGAGCGAAAUCUCCAACGCCAACUCUCGCCAAACUGUCCGCAAGUUGGUCAGCGAUGGCUUGAUCAUCCGCAAGCCCGUCACCAUGCACUCUCGCGCCCGUGCUCGUGAACUCAACGCCGCUCGCCGAAUUGGUAGACACCGUGGUUUGGGUAAGCGCAAGGGUACCAAGGAUGCUCGUAUGCCCAGCCAAGUUCUCUGGAUGCGUCGCCAGCGUGUUCUCCGCCGUCUCCUCGUCAAGUACCGUGCCUCCGGCAAGAUCGACAAGCACCUCUACCACGAGCUCUACCACUUGAGCAAGGGUAACACCUUCAAGCACAAGCGUGCUCUCGUUGAACACAUCCAUAAGGCCAAGGCCGAGAAGCAGCGUGAGCGUGUCCUCAAGGAGGAGAUGGACGCUAAGCGUGCCAAGACCAAGGCUGCCCGUGAGCGACGACAGGAGCGUAUCCUCGCCAAGCGAAAUGCUUUGACUGGUGAGGAGGAAGCCCAGGAGUAA
Messenger RNA from Talaromyces amestolkiae, 726 nucleotides. RefSeq lists its product as uncharacterized. The transcript has 5 exons. Gene Ontology annotation, cellular component: cytosolic large ribosomal subunit; ribosome. Gene Ontology annotation, biological process: translation. Gene Ontology annotation, molecular function: structural constituent of ribosome; RNA binding. NCBI's taxonomy places the organism in Eukaryota, Fungi, Ascomycota, Eurotiomycetes, Eurotiales, Trichocomaceae. The coding region runs from base 1 to 726 and encodes 241 amino acids. The record is from RefSeq and is a predicted model, not a curated record.